Messenger RNA from Trichoderma gamsii, 1071 nucleotides. RefSeq lists its product as hypothetical. The record is from RefSeq and is a predicted model, not a curated record. The transcript is spliced from 3 exons. NCBI's taxonomy places the organism in Eukaryota, Fungi, Ascomycota, Sordariomycetes, Hypocreales, Hypocreaceae. Gene Ontology annotation, cellular component: extrinsic component of membrane; GID complex. Bases 1 to 1071 code for a protein of 356 amino acids. Gene Ontology annotation, biological process: protein targeting to vacuole; negative regulation of gluconeogenesis; proteasome-mediated ubiquitin-dependent protein catabolic process.
AUGCCGACUCCAUCCUCCAAUCCGCCUCCUGAUCAAUCCUCGCCGCCCCCCUACAGCUUCUCGACAUGUCCUGAAGACCAACCACAUCCCUCGCGAUCUGCUCGUCCGACACAAGACGCCACGCGACCGACGUCCGACACAGAAGCCACCCAGAGCUCGCCGACAAGCAUUGCAUCUCCUACAGCCCAGUCGUCGGCGACUUCUCAUGACGAUCUUGCAACAGAAGAGUCAACAUUGAUAGACGGCCAAGCAUCUGCUGAGGCUUCGCCCAUGGAUACUUCAGCUUCUCUGCGACCGCUGUCUAGCGGGACGGUUGCGACCUCUCCCACAUCGAGUGAAAGAGAUGAUGACCUCAAACACCAGGGAGGCAACUCCGGCGAUCGCUUAAGCCGAGAAUCAUCCACACUGUCGGGAACUCUGCAAGUCGAGAACUCGGAGUCGUAUCAGCGUGAGCCCGACUCAUUGGAAUGGCUCGAGCAGGAAGAUGAAUACGAUGCUCCGCCCAUGCCAUCGGACUGCACGUAUAUAAGAAACAUCCCCGUCUCUGCGUCAUCCUUCCUCCGACCUGGGAGCAAGUUCCGCGGCACACAGCAAUCCGAAAGACAGGUCUACGACGUCCAGGUCGAGAUCAAGCAUGUUGACCUGCGCGAAUCCUUCCUCUGCGGCUACUUGCGCAUCCAAGCUAACCAGCCUGGCCCUCUUCGGAUAGGCCUGACCGAGGACCACCCAACACUGACCACCUAUUUCGAGGGAGAAAUCAUCGGCACAAAGUACAAUUUCUUCACCAAGCAUGACGACUGGGGCGCAAACUACAAAGUGGACAUUAGCCACUGGUCCAAGUUUGGCGCUUUCCGGCCAUACCAGAAGAUAGCCCGCAAGGGGCCCGUCACCAUCACGGACCUGGCACAAAGAGAUCACAUUUUCAUGCGAUGGAAGGAGCACUUUUUGGUUCCAGACCACCGAGUUCGAACAAUAAUUGGGGCCUCUUUUGAAGGCUUCUAUUACAUCUGUUUCAACCAAGUCAAGGGAGAAAUAAGUGGAAUCUAUUUUCAUUCCAAGAGCGAAAAGUAA